This is a messenger RNA of Salvelinus sp. IW2-2015, 2590 nucleotides long. RefSeq names its product phenylalanine--tRNA ligase beta subunit-like. Gene Ontology annotation, cellular component: phenylalanine-tRNA ligase complex; cytoplasm. Gene Ontology annotation, biological process: phenylalanyl-tRNA aminoacylation. The record is from RefSeq and is a predicted model, not a curated record. NCBI's taxonomy places the organism in Eukaryota, Metazoa, Chordata, Actinopteri, Salmoniformes, Salmonidae. Gene Ontology annotation, molecular function: RNA binding; ATP binding; magnesium ion binding.
UCCUUCAGUCUUGGAGGAAAGAUUAGUAGCUAGCGGUUAGCCGUGGUCAACAUGCCGACUGUCAGUGUCAAAAGGGAUCUUCUGUUUCAUGCAUUGGGCAGAACAUACACUGAUGAAGAAUUUGAUGAGUUGUGUUUUGAGUUUGGGCUGGAGCUCGAUGAGAUUACCUCAGAGAAGGACAUCAUCAGUCGUGAGCAGGGGGACACCAAGGCAGAGGGGGCGUCUGAUGUGAUUCUGUAUAAGAUCGAUGUCCCAGCUAACCGCUAUGACCUGCUGUGUCUGGAAGGGCUGGUCAGGGGCCUGCAGGUCUUCAAGCAGAAGAUGGAAGCCCCUCGCUACAGGCGUGUGAGUCCAGCCAGCAGUGAGCCUCAGAGGCUGGUCAUCACAGAGGAGACAACUGUUGUGCGACCCCACGCUGUGGCUGCAGUCCUGAGGAACAUCACCUUCACACAGGAACGCUACGACAGCUUUAUCGAACUACAGGAAAAACUCCAUCAGAACGUCUGUAGGAAAAGGACUCUGGUUGCCAUCGGCACCCAUGACCUGGACACCAUUUCAGGCCCCUUCACCUACACAGCCAAACCACCUGGUGACAUCCGCUUCAAACCUCUCAACCAGGCAAAGGAGUACACCGCACAGGAACUCAUGAUUCUCUACAAGACAGACAGCCACUUGCGACACUAUCUGCACAUCAUUGAAGACGAGGCUGUAUAUCCUGUCAUCUAUGACAGCAACGGCAUUGUACUGUCUAUGCCUCCAAUCAUCAAUGGGGACCAUUCCAAAAUCUCCUUGAAUACAAAGAAUGUUUUUAUCGAGUGCACAGCCACUGAUCUUACCAAGGCAAAAAUUGUGUUGGACAUGAUGGUGACGAUGUUCUGCGAGUAUUGUGAAGAGCCUUUCACGGUAGAAGAGGCUGAGGUGGUGUACCCAGACGGAAGGACCUGUCAGUACCCGGAGCUGGCUUACAGGAAGGAAACUCUGUCAGCUGACUUCAACCGCAAAGUUGGCAUCAGUGAGUCGACUGAGCAUAUCGCUCAACUUUUGACCAAGAUGUGCUUGCGCUCAGAGGUCAUGAGUGACGGCGAACAGAUCGAGGUGGAGAUCCCGCCCACGCGCUCUGACGUCAUCCACGCCUGUGACAUCAUGGAGGACGCUGCCAUGGCAUACGGUUUCAACAAUAUUCCCCGCACCACGCCGCGCACAUAUACCGUAGCCAAUCAGCUCCCACUUAAUAAGCUGUCAGAGCUGCUGAGACAGGACCUGGCUGCUGCUGGAUUCACGGAGGCCCUCACCUUCGCCCUGUGUUCUCAGGAGGACAUAGCUGACAAGCUGUUGAAGAACAUCUCAGAGACCAGAGCAUGUCACAUCUCCAACCCCAAGACAGCUGAGUUCCAGGUGGCGCGCACCACCCUGCUCUCAGGCCUGCUGAAGACUGUUGCUGCCAACAGGAAGAUGCCUCUGCCUCUGAGGCUGUUUGAGAUUUCAGACGUGGUGCUCAAGGAUGAAACCAAAGACGUGGGGGCCAGGAACAACCGUCGCCUUUGUGCUGUCUACUACAACAAGAGUCCGGGGUUUGAGGUGAUCCACGGUCUGAUGGACAGGGUCAUGCAGCUGCUGGAGGUCAAACCAGGCCAGGGCAAUGGCUACCACAUCCAGGCUGCUGACGAUUCCACCUUCUUCCCUGGUCGCUGUGCUGAGAUCUUUGCGCGCGGGAAGAGCAUAGGACGCCUCGGGGUCCUUCACCCUGAUGUCAUCAACCGCUUUGAGCUCACCAUGCCAUGCUCCGCCCUGGACAUCGACAUCGAGCCCUUCCUGUGAUGUCACACGCAGACACACGCCUGAACCUGUAACACCACCAAACUCAUCUACUCAUGCUCAGUCCAUCUCAACACAGGCUUUCCCAGCUCCAGCAGAGUACAGCCCAACCUGCCGCAGCUGAGCUCACAUUUUCACGCAAAUCUCCCAUUGACAUCACAUUGCAAGCUUGAGAUAUGUGCGAAAGUAAGGAUUCGGCCCCAAAUUAAUUGUUCAGUUUAUAUCAUGUGUGGUAUUUCUGUUGACAAAUGUACAACAGUGUAUGAAGUAACCAUAGAAAUUGUAGGCUGGUAUAUACAAAGGAUGUGGCUGUAUUUUUAUCUCCAUGGUAAUUAAAGUGAAUAUGAGAUGUCAGUCUGUGACUCAGUCCUGUGUUUCUGAAUUCAUCUCAGUCCUGCUUCAUUUGAGCUUUAACCAAUAUGCUGUACUAUACCAUUUAAAGACAUUGCUCUGAGCAAUUGUAUCGAUUCAGGUCAUUUACAUUUUAAAGGUUUGUCAUACAGCGUAUAGGCCUAAUGCACCGUAUGAGUGUAAAUAACAGGAAGCCGCAAAGCUGUGGUUCAACAGGUUUCCUUGUGGUGUGUCCAACUGGUAUGGUCUUGUUCGGUGGGUUAAUGGUCCUGGGCGGAGCUUCAUCUACUUGAUACAACAGGACAUGAACUCUGACAUACGAUACAGUACUGUAACUGCAGGUGUUGCUUAGUUCUGUUUCUGUGUGAUGGUGAGGAAGUCAGAAAGGCAAGUAACACGUUAAAUAAAAUCAGUGUAAUAUUGA